AUGAACAGCUAUUUUUCGCGUCUUCAGCCAAUCCCCUGGAGACGAGAGGGCUUCGCUUGCUGCCCUUCAAUCCAUGCAAGCUGCAAGACAAUUCAGGGAUUGGCACCAUCAGACAAGAAGAAAUCGCCUACUGAGAAAUCGACGGCAGAGGCUUUAGCCGCUUCGGUCUGCAGUUCUUCUACCGCCUUUUCUGCUCCGCUUUGCUACAGCGGCACCUGGCUGCGAGCCCAGGCGCUAGAGGUUAUUCCACAGUUUCGGAGCUCGAUCAGUGCAGAUCAGGCCGCUGUAAAAAGCCGCAGGAGGAAGCGACCGCAUGCUCUGUCAGCGUUGACCGACAUCAAGACAGGGUUUUGGCAAGUAAAAUGCCUGGAUGAGCUGCGCUGCAGACUUCUUGGAGCGUCUCGUCGACUGCAACGUCUGAAGAGACCAUCUGCCAGGCCAAGCGUGAAAGGCUGCACAACUGGAAGCUCGUAUGCUUCUGAACAAGCAGAGACUUUGCAAAAGUUCCGAAAGCUGACGCCCACCUUGGCCGCAGCACUGCGAGCUGCUUCUGAUCGGAUCCACCCUUUAGUCAAUGAUGUCCCUACUCGCCAGCUUUUGCUCACUUGCUGCAACCUUGCACAGCGUCGCUGUUGCCCACCAUCUUUGGGGGCCGCUGUGCUGGAGCAACUGCUAGUGCAGCGGACACCUCUGUACGCACACGAAGCAGCACUGGGCGUUAAAUUGUCAGCCCUUCUGCUGCAGCAACAUUCACGACCUACCUGUUCUGCAGAUAUUACCAUUCCAUUGGAACAAGCAGAUAUUGCCCAGCCAGCCAGCACCACAGAGGAACAGAGAGGGUUCCGCCAAAGACUCGUUGUGAGGCGGCGGUCUUCAUUUUUUCGAUCACCAGCAGCUGAGAAGUGUGUGUCCUCAAUAACUUUUAGCCCUGCACCAUCUCGUGCCUCUUUACAUUUUCCACCAGAAAGGCUGCUGCUAGAUGCUGCGGUGUACGAGCAGAGGGCAAUGCAGAAAUUGUGUCUGCUUGUUGCAGUUCGGUUGCUGAAAGCCUUGCUGCAUAAUGCAAACCUGAGAAAGAGCCUCAGUGUGCGGACUUGUGUGCGAACUGCCGAAGCGUGCGCAUUGCUGGCUACACAAAGGUUCCAGAGCGAGACUACAGUGCAAACCCCAGAGACUUUUGCUGGUGCCGUCAGUAUUGGGCUCUCGUCAGCUGCUGGUCCUCAGUUGGUGAGAUUAACUUCUGGCAUGAAUCAAACACAAAACAUUUCUCUGCCUGAGCAUGUUAUUUUAUCUGGUGAAUCUUUGGCGUCAUCUGCUGAGGGACAUCUUCCAGGAAGAGCCCUUAGAGAAUGCCAGCUAUCCUUCACAAGCCCGGUUGUCAAGUCGUCUGUAGCUGCUGCCGCUAACUUUGAUGCAGCAGUAGCACUGGCAAUGGCGGCCUUAUGGCGAUGCGUUCAGCAGUCACUUGCCCCUCGAGUUGCAACGCUCCUGCUUUCCGAAGCGGCUGCUCGCCAACAGCGAGACGCAGGGGCUGAGGAGACCCCGCAGAACGAACAAGGAUGGACAGACGGCCUGCUAGGAGCUGCGAUGAUUGCAUCUGCCAGGGUGGCUCAGACGUGCUCAACACGUGAGAAGCUGUUGUUGCAGCUGCUGAGCCACCUCCAGCGCAGUACCUGUCAACGCCCUAAUCUCCAGCUACUUUGCUUGCAAACGGUGCCUUUGCACACGACAGGUGAAGAAGCUUCCCGGGACUCUCUUGGCAGCAUUUUGCCGCGCUUGAGCAGCGCUGCCAUUUGUAGAAUGAGUCCAAGUACCCUUGCCUGUGUGUGCCGUUCCCUUGGCAGUGCGGGGACCAGAUUAAGCACACGAGGGAUUCAGUUCUUAUUUGACGCAAUUAGCUCUACGUUUUUUGUCCACAACAGCAGGGAUGCCAGUGCUCACGAUGACUCAUUUCGUUUUAACAGCGAACUGCAAUCAAUACAUCCCAACCAUGAACCAUAUGAAAUUCAAGCUGUUGCUGGCGGAACUGGUCCUCGCCGCAACGAGAACGGCAGUAUAUGGCCGACUUCCCGCGCGCACAGCUACCAGGCUCUACCUUCAACCUCAGGUAUAAGCGCAUUUUAUGGGAACUGGUGUACUGUGCUGUGGGCAUCCGCAAAGAUUCUCAAGGCGUCAUUCUCUUCUUUCCAGGGGAGUGACCCUUCUUUAAGACUUCAGCGGUUGCUUGGAAGGCACGUGCUCGCUGCACUCCUUGUAAAUCUUGCAGCAGCCCAACCGUCAAGCAUGGCCCAGGUCGCUGAGGGACUCCGGCUUCUUUUACUUCUUGAGAUGAAGGCAGCAACCUGUAAUCGGCUGCAUGAAGAAGCGUCUACAGAGCUGAGGAAGCCGUUACUGCUUCGCCAACGACUCUUUCGGCUUCAUGAGCUGGUGUCAAUUUUACAGACCCUUGCAAGCCACUUCGUGCAGCAUCACAGAGCGUUUGGAACACUAGAGGUCCUCAUCCUUCUACGGCUGUUUGUGCAGCUGGAUCUGCUCCCUUCCAUAGGCAUAAGUUUGCGGGCAAGAAGGACGUGUUUGACGGCGGAGAGCACAGCCAAUGGAACCUUUACAACCAGUCAAAUGGAAGCGAAAUACACAGUGUUUCCGGGUUUAUCAGUUUCACGCUUUUUGAGUUGUGCACUUGGGCACCAAGUUAACCCGAAAAAUGUGCGGGCACCGAUGCCGACGAUAGGGGAAUGCCUGCGGAGCCAAGAAAAAGAUGUUUUUACCGGCAGUGAGCAAGAAGCUUCACAAUCAUUAGAGCUGUUCACACAGAGUUUGCUGCGCGCAAUGGCGCUGAAGUACCCCGAGGAAUUGCAGAGACUGCCUAAGGCACUACAUCAAAAGGCGCCUAAGUCAGGAGAACAUGCUGAGAAUGCGUCUUGA
Messenger RNA from Eimeria necatrix, 2925 nucleotides. RefSeq lists its product as hypothetical. Bases 1 to 2925 code for a protein of 974 amino acids. The transcript has a single exon. The record is from RefSeq and is a predicted model, not a curated record. Lineage: Eukaryota; Apicomplexa; Conoidasida; Eucoccidiorida; Eimeriidae.